This is a messenger RNA of Astyanax mexicanus (Mexican tetra), 4770 nucleotides long. RefSeq names its product nicotinamide nucleotide adenylyltransferase 2 (gene nmnat2). Gene Ontology annotation, molecular function: nicotinate-nucleotide adenylyltransferase activity; nicotinamide-nucleotide adenylyltransferase activity. Gene Ontology annotation, biological process: NAD+ biosynthetic process. Bases 127 to 1047 code for a protein of 306 amino acids. NCBI's taxonomy places the organism in Eukaryota, Metazoa, Chordata, Actinopteri, Characiformes, Acestrorhamphidae. The transcript has 11 exons. The record is from RefSeq and is a predicted model, not a curated record. Gene Ontology annotation, cellular component: Golgi apparatus.
GAGAGUCUGAGUGCCGCAGCCCAGAUCCGCUCCCCUCCGCCCGCUCCCUCAGCAGCUCCACAGCAGCGGCUCCACACAGGCCUCAGACCCGCAGCGCAUGUGUGGUGGAGAGACGCUCCGGACAGGAUGACAGAGACCGCCAAAACACACGUUAUUCUGCUGUCGUGUGGAAGUUUUAACCCCAUCACCAAGGGACACAUUCAUAUGUUCGAAAAAGCCAGAGAGUAUCUUCACAAGACAGGGAAAUUCAUUGUGAUUGGUGGGAUCAUCUCACCUGUACAUGACUCCUAUGGGAAACCGGGUCUUGUCCCCAGCAGACACCGCCUCACCAUGUGUCAGUUGGCAGUGCAGUCGUCUGAUUGGAUUAGGGUGGACCCUUGGGAAUGUUAUCAGGACACCUGGCAGACUACCUGCAGUGUGCUGGAACACCACAGAGAUCUCAUGAAGAGAGUGACAGGCUGCAUCCUAUCCAACGUGAGCUCUCCGUCCACGACUCCUGUGAUUGGCCAGCCUCAGAACACCAAUUCUCCAAUCUAUCAGAACAACAACACAGCCAACAAGCCCACAGCCAUUAAAGUAUGGGGGAAGUUGAGCGAGAGUCUGGGAAAAAUCUGCUGUGUUCGCCCGCAUGUGGAGCGCUUCACGUUUGUCGAUGAGAACGCUAACCUAGGCACUGCAAUGCGCUACGAGGAAAUCGAGCUGCGUAUCCUGCUGCUGUGUGGCAGUGAUCUGCUGGAGUCCUUCUGUAUCCCCGGAUUGUGGAAGGAGAGCGACAUGAAGGUAAUCGUGGGGGAUUUCGGAAUCGUGGUGGUGCCUCGGGACGGAGCCGACACAGAAAGGAUAAUGAAUCACUCUUCUGUGCUUCGCAAGCACAAGGACAACAUCAUUGUGACCAAGGAUGAUCUCAACCACCCGAUGUCAAUCGUCAGUUCAACUAAGAGCAGACUGGCUCUCCAGCAUGGAGAUGGACACGUGGUGGACUACCUGAGUCAGCCAGUGAUCGACUACAUCCUGCAAAGCCAACUCUACAUUAACGCUUCCGGAUAGAAGAGGGUGGGGGAAACUCCGUCGCCCCUCCAUCCGAUGCCCUAUUUGUUUCCCUGUGUGUGAUUACAGUAUAGACCCCCCCCCCUCCCCAACGCUACCACCAACGCUUUCCCAUAUAGUUCUCCUAUCUGUCGUCCCUUCUUACUGUAUCAUAGUGACUCGUCCGGCCUAAAGGUGUGCAGCAGCGUCGUGCCAAAGAGAGCUGCCCUCCGCCUGUGGGGUAAACGAGGGAACGGGUCAGGUGGGCCUGCAGGUCCAAUGAGGUGAGGGUGGGAAGGAGAGGGGUGUGGUUUAGAAGAAAGUGGAUUAAACAUUGCUGUCAAUCUGAUACUGCCUGUUCCCCUAAAUGCAUGCAUAGAGGUUUUCUUUUUAAACGCAUGAGUGCUAGAUCAGCCUCGUAGACUGUAGUCUGCUGUGACGGUGUUUGCAAAAAAAAAAAAGAAAAACAGAAAGAAAAAAAAAACGCUUAAGCGCAUUUCAUCUCUGAUUCAUUUUCUAUUCACCAUGACUGUGUACACAAACCAGACUCGUAUUGCUCUGUGUUUUGCAGUGGCGUGCUGUUUUAUGCUGCAGAUGUUCUGUCUUCAGUGUGCAUUCAUGCCUACAUGCAUCAUUUAAGUACAGUGGCUUGAAAAAUUAGUCAUACCUCUUGAACUUUUUCGCAUUUUGUCACCUUGCAACCACAAACUUAACAAAAAAAGGAUUUAAUUAAGAUUUUAAGUGAUAGAUCAACACAAAGUAGCACAUAAUACUGAAGUGGAAUGAAAAUGAUACCGCUGCAAGUCUUUUGGUGUUUGUCUCUACCAGCUUUGCGCAUCUAGAGAUUGAGAUUUUUGCUCAUUCUUCUUUAUAAAACAGCUCAAGCUCACCCAAAUUGGAUGGAGAGCUUCUGUGAGCAGCAGCAUUUUUCAAGUCUUGCCACAAAAGCUUAAUGGAAUUUAGGUCAGGACUUUGACUGGUCCAUUCUAACACAUGAAUAAUAUUUGAUCUAAACCAUUAUAGCUCCACUGUAGCUCUGGCUAUAUGUUUAAGGUCAUUGUCUUGCUGGAAGGUGAAUCUUUUUUUGCGGCCUAGAACAGGUUUUCUUCCAGGAUUCCAGCCCUGUAUUUAGUACUUCAGCUUUAUCUAUGUUCCCAUUAACUCUGACCAGCUUCUCUGUCACAGCUGAAGAAAAGCAUCCCCACAGCAUGAUGCUGUCACCACCAUGUUUUACAGUGGGGAUAGUGUGUUCAGGGUGAUGAGCAGCAUUACUUUUCCGCCACUUAGCAUUUAGGCCAAAAUGUUCAACUUUCUUCUUCCACAUGUUUGUUGUCUUUCCUACAUGGCUUGUGGCAAUCUGCAAACAGCACUUCUUAUGUCUUUCUUUCAACAACAAUGGUCUUCUACUUGCCACUCUUUCAUAAAGGCCAGAUUUGUAGGGUAAACAGCCUCUUGGCUCUUGAUUGGUUUCUGUGACCAGUGCUCUCAUUGCUUCAUCUGUCAGUUUGGGUGAACCGUCAUGUCUUGGUAGGUGCUCAAAGCUUGGGAUAUGUUUUUAUAACCUAACCCUGCUUUAAACUUCUCCUCAACUUUAUCUCUGACAUGUCUGGUGUGGUGAGUUCCUUGCUCUUUAUGAUGCUGUUUGUUCACUAGUGUUCUCUAACAAAUCUCUGAAUAGGUGCUUUCACAGAACAGGUGUAUUUAUACCAAGACUAAAUGACACACAGCCGGAAUCUUUUAAGUAAUUAAGUGACAUCUGAAGGCAAUUGAUUGUACUGGAUUUUAUUUAAGGAUUUGAAUACUUUUGCACAUCACACUUUUCCGAGUUUUAUUUGAUCCAGAUUUUGAAAACCAUAUAUCAUUUCUGUCCCACUUCACAAUCAUGUGCUACUUUGUAUGAGUCUAUCACUUCAAAUACAUUUAAGGUCGUAUGAUGACGAAAUGUGAAAAGGGGUAUGAAUACUUUUGCAAGCCGCUGUAUUUGUUUGCACAUUAAAGAAUGCCCCCUCCUGUUGCUCUCAUGCGCUUUACUCUUCAUACAGCGGCUUCUUGCUCGCCACCAGCUUAAGCUUAAUGCUGUUAGUGUGUUUCCUGUAAACCAGUCACUGCCAUUACACGGUUCACUCUGUAGCUGCCAGAUUUGCAGAGGCUGUGCGUGAAGACGGAAUAGUGUAAAACCAAGAUCAGCCUACAGUUAUCAGCCUACAGUUCUACAGUGAAGAAAUCAGCCAAAGACCACCCUUUCUUCAUUUACUACAUUUACAGUAAAAAAAAAAACCUUAAGAGCCUAGCAGGGGCUAGCAGCAGGCUACAGUACGAUAUACUCACCUCUGAACGAUGAAAGAGUUAGCGCUUCGCGCGGUUAGCGGGAAAUGCUAAUGCUGCUCCAGCAGUGCUAGCCGGGGUUAGCAGCAGACUACAGGCUUACAAUACUCACCUCUCAACAGUGAAAGAGCUACUUCUCAGUGUGGUUAAUGGCUAAUGCUAAUACUGCUCCAGCAUCGCUAGCCGGGGUUAGCAGCAGACUACAGGCUUAUAAUAUUCACCUCUGAACAGUGAAAGAGCUAAUGCUUAGUGUGGUUAGCCGCUAAUGCUAAUACUGCUCCAGCCUCUGUGCCUCGGGCUAAACUGAUACUCCUUUAUAACACUGUACUUCAACAGAGUGGCUUUAUGGCUCCAAUUGACGAUUUUGGGAAAAAUUAAAUGCUUUUAAGUACGCCUUAUACUGGGAAAAAUAUGGUAGUAUUUUCUUUGCUGAAAAGUAUAAUAAACACUGUAUUAACAGCAUAAAAAGAAAUCACAGUACAGUAGCAGUACAUCUCAAUAGCUAGCUAGCUUAAUGUUCUGUUCCACCUUAAAUGAUUCACUAGCAGUUACUGAUGCUGCUGCAUUUAAGAUGGAACAGAAAUAUUUAAAAAAAUACAAAUAGCAAAUAGACAACUUCAGCUUCCUAUAACAGAAGAAUUAGGGGUCGAUAAUUAUUAAUAAUACAGUCUAAGUAUCCAGUUAUUCAGGUACGCUUUUUUAAGAAAUAUAUUUAUUUAUCUUCUUAUUAUUAUUAAUUAUCCACUUUUCUUAUGCAAGUGGAUUGUCUUAUAUGCAUAACUUGCACUUAAUGACAGUAAAUAAAUGAAGGGUGGUCUAAGACUGGGAAUUAGUUUGCUAAUAUUUAACAGAUUAGAGAAGAUGUUAACAAGGAUUUAAUGAAUCACUUUGCAAAGCUGUUCAUCAAACUACCAAAACUGAUAAUGGCAACCAUGUUAUUGGGAACAUCUGGAUUUAUCUUACAUAACAUUCCUUUAAUUUUUUUGGUUUUCGUGAUGUUUCAGAACCAUGCUGUGGAAUUGUAUUAAUUUGUUUAAAAAACUAGGUUAUAAACAUAAAUAUCAAUUCUCAAAAUCCACUGUAAAUGACCAGAAAAUAACAUUAAUACUUGUUAACCAUUUGAGGUAUGGUGGUCACUGUAAGAAAUAUAAAAAAGUUCCCUCAUUUCUCUUCAAUCUUUGCAAUUGUGUUUAAAAAGGAAAUGACUACGAUUUCUGAAAAUGUUGAAUGUUUUCUGGCUGCAGGAAGUGAUGUAAGAACUGUAGUGUUAAAGUGAUGUAGUUAACACCACUUUGACUGCCACUGCAGAGUGGUUACUCAAAAAAAAAAAACACUUCAGAAAUGGCAUCAAACAAUUACAACCCAAAUCUGCUUUAGUUUAAUGGUUUGUAAUUUGUCCAGAUCAGUAAAUCUGACUUU